Molecule: messenger RNA, 2052 nt
Organism: Saccostrea cuccullata (small rock oyster)
Lineage: Eukaryota; Metazoa; Mollusca; Bivalvia; Ostreida; Ostreidae
Exons: 2
Coding region: 1-2052 (683 amino acids)
Source: RefSeq, a predicted model, not a curated record
AUGGCCUCUAACUUCUCAUUACAAGUUGAGUCCGGACUACAGCGUUUGUCAGAGUCUGUGUUUGCUGGUCUGUGUCGUGUAGUGGGGACUCCUACACAGGUCAACAUCAGGAGAGAAGUGGUGGACAUCAAAGAGAUUCUGAGUAAUCACAUCACAGAUAAAGGAUGCAGCAUGACGUGGAGUGGAAGAUAUAGAGAUGGAUUCAGACUGCAGGGUUCAGAUGUGGACGUGAUGUUUUCUUUGAACAACUUUGAAGUAGUCUGGGACUUAGACCAAGCUCAGAAUCACGAUACACACAGAAAAGAUCUCAUUCUGUGUGACAGUUCAGAAAGUCCUCCUGGAUUUACUUUACUACAGUCAAUGAUAAAAGACAGAAUAGAUAUCAAGCCAAUUUAUGUCAGAAUAAAAGACAAUCUUUAUAUUUCCAGUUCCAAAGUCAGACGAUUCGCAUGUUCACCCCUCCCUCAAGAUUGGACACAACAUGGACCAUGUGGAAGUGGAUACCUAGGAAACACAGAAUAUGAUUAUGCCCCCUGCUAUCAUUGUAAAUAUUGGCCUCCUUCUGCCUCCUCAUGGAUAGACAGAUGUCAUUCUUCACCCCAGGCUCAUAUUGCCCAUGAUAUAGUCAGCAAUGGAUGUCACUUUGUAGCUAUCGGACACAAACUAGGAAACCAUGGAGACAACGAAUGGCGGAUAUCUUUUUCUCAAGCAGAACAAAAGCUUGUGUACUCCAUGGACCACUCUCAAUUCUUAACUUACGGUUUGCUUAAAAUUUUCCUCAAAGAAACCAUUAACAGUGGAUUUGAGACCCACGAUAAAUUACUUUGUUCCUAUCACAUGAAGACGGUAGUUUUCUGGGCGAUUCAACAAAAUAAUGUGCCUAACUGGUGUCCACAUACUCUUCUGGAGGGUUUCUGGGUCUGCUUUAAGCUUCUCCUCAAAUGGGUGUACGAGGGGGUCUGUCCCAAUUUUUUCAUUCCAGAAAACAAUAUGUUUCUGAGUAAAAUCCACGGUGAAACACAGAAGUUUCUAUUCUAUAGACUUUAUGAAAUAUAUAAAAAUGGAAUAUCAUGCCUGCUUCACAGUCCCUCAAUCAGACCUUAUAUUAUAAAUGUCCUCUAUAAUCCAAGACAGUCUAUCAGUGCCAAUGAAUACACUUUCAUUACAGAGGCAGAGAUUGAUGUGGAACUUUUUAACGAGACAUACACACACGAUGUUUUGAUUUUAUCUGAAUUACCUUAUUUCAUUAAAAGUAUACGCACAGUAGAGCACUUGAUAGGUUCAACCCUGUCACAGUACCAGCUUAUUUUGCUGCAGAGGCUUACAACUUCCGUUCUUCAAACAACUGCAAUUUUACUCUUUAAAAGAGGGAAUUUCACACGUGCAAACAAACUGAUGUAUACAAAAGACAGAAGGAUCUGUCACAUGUUGAGAUUAGCAGCCAAGCUUGGUUGUAUUUCUGAUAUGUUGUACAUAGCCAUGUAUUAUUACCAGACAUCUAGGUACAAGAAAUCUCUAUCUAUUAUAGAGAUGACAAAAGUUAAAUUAGCAAAGGCACAUGUAACAUAUCACAACAGCGUCGACCCGCAGAGUUAUAGUCAGACUGUAGGUGGACAAUCUCUGUCUGUAAAACUUCGACAGGCUCGAGCAGACGACAUCCACCUUUUCCAAAACAUCUGUUACAUAAAGGAAUUGACACCAGAACAGUCUGCAUUAGAGGAUGGAAAUACUCUGAAUAUUCCACCAUUUGUACUGUUAUACAUGCUAGAGAUCUUGAUUUCUAUUCAUACCGACCCAAUACGCACACAAAGAGCUCUACAUGAUCUCCAGAACCUAGUCCACCAUCACCAAGAGGUGGAUGUACCCGGAGGACUCGCAAACAUAUCAUGGCAGAUCCUCGGGAUAUGUCAACAUAUUACAGGGAGCAUACGAUCUGCCUUAUACUCAUACAAGCAGUCUAUGAAACAUGUGAACACAAAUACACAGCAAAGAAUGCAAAUUGGUACACUGAUGCGAAUACAAAAUAUACUGAGAACAGCCCAGAACGAGUAG